This is a messenger RNA of Pogoniulus pusillus (Red-fronted tinkerbird), 3751 nucleotides long. RefSeq names its product ATPase 13A4 (gene ATP13A4). Gene Ontology annotation, biological process: polyamine transmembrane transport; intracellular calcium ion homeostasis. Gene Ontology annotation, cellular component: late endosome membrane; endoplasmic reticulum membrane. The record is from RefSeq and is a predicted model, not a curated record. NCBI's taxonomy places the organism in Eukaryota, Metazoa, Chordata, Aves, Piciformes, Lybiidae. Bases 1 to 3618 code for a protein of 1205 amino acids. The transcript has 30 exons. Gene Ontology annotation, molecular function: P-type ion transporter activity; ATP hydrolysis activity; ATP binding.
AUGGAGGAAAAUCCUGCCAGAAACCAUUAUGCACAGCUUAACCAGGGAGAAGAGAACGAAAUGGAUAUUUUUGGCUACAAAACUCAUGGCUGCCGAAAGGCCUUGUGCAUUGCUGGCUACAUCUUGUCCUGUGGGGCUCUGCUGCUGCUCUUCUACUGGAAGCCAGAGUGGGAUGUGUGGGCAAACUGCAUCCGCUGCAGCUUGGAAGAAGCUGACACUGUUCUGCUCAGAACAACAGAUGAAUUUCAGAUUUAUUCUCGUAAGACUGUGACAUGGAUCUCUGUGUCUGCACUUACCAAAAGCAGAUCAGAUUAUCCAGCUGCUACUGAGGAAGACUCAAUCUUCAGUAAAGCCAUAAUGAAGCCAAGUUUGCAAGUGAAAAGCAUCCAAGUACAAAAAAUCCGCUACGUCUGGAAUAUCUAUGCAAAACAGUUCCAGAAAGUUGGAGCCCUGGAAGACCACUACACUUGCUCAGCUAUACAUGCCAAAUUUGGGUCGGGUCUUACCUGCAAUGAGCAGAAUGUCAGGAGAGCUAUUUGUGGGCCAAACACUAUUGAUGUUCCAGUGAUCCCAAUUUGGAAGCUACUCAUCAAAGAGGUUUUAAAUCCAUUUUACGUGUUCCAGCUGUUCAGCGUGUGCCUGUGGUUUGCUGAAGAUUACAUGGAGUAUGCCACUGCCAUCAUAGUCAUGUCUCUCUUCUCGGUUUUUUUGACUGUAUAUGAUCUUAGACAGCAAUCAGUUAAACUGCACAGACUGGUUGAGUCUCACAACAACAUCAUGGUCACUGUCUGCACCAAUAAGGAAGGUUCCCAAGAGCUGGAAUCACAACAUCUUGUUCCUGGCGAUACAAUGAUUUUGCAAGAGGGCAAAACCCUUUUACCUUGUGAUGCCAUCCUGAUCAGUGGGCAGUGCACUGUAAAUGAAAGCAUGCUGACAGGGGAAAGCAUUCCAGUAACAAAGACCCACUUACCCCAAGCUGAUAACUUCCUGCCCUGGAGAAAGUACUGUGCAGAGGAUUACAAAAAACAUGUCCUCUUCUGUGGAACAGAGGUCAUAAAGGCCAAAGCGAAUGGCAGAGGACUAGUGAAGGCUGUGGUGCUGAGAACUGGCUUCAAUACAGCCAAAGGAGAUCUGGUGAGGUCCAUUCUCUACCCUAAGCCCAUGGACUUCAAGCUGUACAGAGAUGCCCUGUGGUUCCUGAUGUGUCUCAUAGCUUUUGCAGCCAUUGGGAUGAUCUAUGCAGUCUGUGUCUUUGCACUUAAUGGGGAGGCGGCAGGGGAAGUAGUGAAGAAGGCUUUGGAUGUUAUCACUAUUGCUGUCCCCCCAGCUCUGCCAGCUGCCUUGACAACAGGAAUCAUUUAUACCCAAAGGAGGCUAAAGAAAAAGGGCAUCUUCUGCAUCAGCCCACAGAGGAUCAACGUGUGUGGACAGCUGAACCUCAUCUGUUUUGACAAAACUGGCACCUUAACAGAAGAUGGCCUGGAUCUUUGGGGCUUGCUGCCCUCUGAAAGGAACUGCUUCCAGGACAUUCACAUCUUCCCUGGGGACCAGAGCCUCCCUUGGGGAUCAGCGUUCAGAGCAAUGGCAGUUUGCCAUUCGCUGAUUGCUUAUGAGGGCAGGAUCCAAGGAGACCCACUGGAUGUGAAAAUGUUUGAAGCCACUAACUGGGUGAUAGAUGAUUCCCCUGAACACCAGAUGGAAGGUCGAGGAGUCACAGGCGCCACUGUUGUUAGACCUGGGCCAAAAGCCAGCAGUGCUCCAGUGGAAGGCAUCACCAUUUUACAGCAGUUUCCAUUUUCUUCAGCCUUGCAAAGAAUGUCUGUCAUUGCUCAGGAGAUUGGUGGGGAACAAGAGGUCUUCACCAAAGGGGCUCCAGAGAUGGUCAGCACAUUGUGUAGAGCAGAAACAGUCCCAUCCAACUUUGAAAGCAAGCUCCUGUUCUACACAGCACAGGGCUUCAGGGUCAUCGGACUGGCAUGUAAGCCUCUACAGGCAGGGAAGCAAUCUGCGGAUCUAACGAGGGAGGAGGUGGAAUCUGAGCUGACAUUCUUGGGUCUGCUGAUACUGGAGAAUCGAUUAAAGCGGGAGACAAAGCCUGUCCUGGAAGAGCUCAGUGCUGCUCGCAUCAGGAGUGUUAUGGUCACAGGUGACAACAUGCAGACAGCUGUAACCAUUGCCAAAAGUGCUGGGAUGAUUCCUCCAGCAAACAGAGUAAUUCUCGUGGAAGCAAACAAAACACCUGGGUCUUUCUCAGCAUCUAUCACCUGGAAACCACUAGAAGAAAACAAACCUGAAGAUCAUGCAAGCAUGGAGGACAACAGACAGACAGACAGAAGCAGCAGUCUGGCAUCAGGAUUAGGCCACUAUCAUUUUGCCAUGAGUGGAAAAUCUUACCAAAUUGUAACACAGCACUUCAGGCACUUACUUCCAAAGCUCCUGUUGAACGGAACAGUGUUUGCUAGAAUGUCUCCUGGUCAGAAAUCCAGCCUUGUGGAAGAGUUUCAAAAGCUGGAUUACUUUGUGGGCAUGUGUGGAGAUGGAGCAAAUGACUGUGGGGCUCUGAAGGUGGCCCACGCGGGGAUAUCGCUGUCGGAGCAGGAGGCGUCUGUGGCUUCCCCGUUCACCUCUCGGACCCCCAGCAUAGCGUGUGUGCCAGAGCUGAUCAGGGAAGGCCGUGCUGCCCUCGUCACUUCCUUCUGCAUGUUCAAGUACAUGGCACUCUACAGCAUCAUUCAGUACCUCGGCGUUCUCCUGCUGUACUGGCAACUAAACUCCUUUGGCAAUUACCAAUUUUUAUUCCAAGAUCUGGCUAUUACCACUGUAAUUGGUGUGACAAUGAGUUUCACAGGUGCCUAUCCAAAGCUGGUUCCCUACAGACCCCCUAGCCAGCUCAUCUCACCCCCGCUGCUGCUCUCUGUUGUACUUAACAUCCUCUUCAGCCUCUGCAUGCAGAUCUUCGGGUUUGUCGUGGUCCAGGAGCAGCCUUGGUAUGCCAAGGACAAUAUACACAGUGCCUGCCUCUCAAUGAACAACCACACGAAGAACUCCUCCUCUGUUUCCAGUCUGGGGCUCCAUGAGAUGAGUGACGGAGCCCAUGGGCAAAUGGACAAUGGCUACAAGAGCUAUGAGAACACCACAGUGUGGCUGCUGAGUACCAUCAACUGCCUCAUCGUAGCACUGGUGUUUUCCAAGGGAAAGCCUUUCAGGCAACCCAUCUACACCAACUAUGUGUUCAUAGCAGUGCUCACAGUGCAGCUGGGUGUUUGUCUCUUCUUGCUGUUUGCUGAUGUUGAGGAUGUCUACUCUAAGAUGGAUCUCGUUUGCACCCCCACCCUGUGGCGGAUCUCCAUGGUGAUAAUGCUCGCAGUCACACUUGCUGUGUCCUUCCUCGUUGAGGAAGCUGUCAUUGAGAACAGAUCCUUAUGGCUGCUGCUGAAGAAGACCUUCCGGUACCACUCCAAGAGCCAUUACAAGAGGCUGCAGCGUGUGUUAGAGCAGGACUCAGCCUGGCCACCUCUGAAUGAAACCUUCUUCUCUGAUUCUGUGGCAAUAUCACUGGAGGGAAAUAUGGGAGGCCAUAGCAAUCCAACAUUUGACAGCAAAGAGGAUGCACUCUGAUGUGAUCUGCAGAGGACAGCUGUCCAGGAGAGUUGUGUUUGGCUGUGGAAGGGCAAUCCUGGGGACGUAAGAGGAAGGAUUGACUAUCAGCUCUGGCUUAUUUUUCAACUGGCUGGCAGCAGAAAAGCUGGCU